AUGACAAGCCAAGCAAUUGUGGUGCGAGAGCCUGCUCAGCCUGGAGGAGUGAAUUGGUCGCUUGAGCAAGUCGAGGUUGGGUCCCCAGGCGAUGACGAGGUACUAGUGGAGAUAUAUGCUGCAGGCAUCUGUCACACGGACAUUGUUCUUUCAAGUGUCCCAGCUGGAGUGGCUGGGAUUCAAUAUCCCAAGGUUGUGGGCCAUGAAGAACCAUUUCAACCGCAAAGUUGUUUCGGUGCCGGCAUUGUGCGUGGUGUGGGAAAGGAUAUCCAGUCGGUGCAAGUCGGAGAUCCAGUUCUGUUGUCAUUUGACUAUUGUUCAACUUGUCAGCAAUGCGAGACUUCUCAUCCGGCAUAUUGUGACUCUUUUACACCGAAGAACUACGUUGGUCAGCAGGGAUCCAUGAAAACUCACGGGGGCGAAAACAUUUGGUCAAACUUCUUUGGCCAGUCUAGCUUUGCGCAGUAUAGUGUUGUUAAAACAGCCAGCGUGGUUAACGUCAAGGAUCUUAUCCAGGAUCUCAGUGAGCUCAAGUUGUUUGCCUCCCUUGGUUGUGGCCUUCAAACCGGAAUGGGCGCAAUCACAAAUAUAAGCCAAGCAGGCCCAGACGACAUCGUCUUGAUUUCCGGAAUGGGUGCAGUUGGAAUGGCCGCUCUCAUGGAUACGAUUCAUGAGUGUACCUCAAAGACAGCAAAUAUCACAAAAUGCAAAGCUAUCAUUGCAGUGGACAAAGUCAAAUCUCGCCUUCAGCUAGCAAAAGCGCUAGGUGCAACCCAUACAAUCGACACGAGUGAUGCAGGGUAUCCAACACUGGGUGACGCCGUUCGAAGCCUGGUGCCCACUGGUGCAUCCAUCGCGAUAGACACUACUGGCGUGCCAUCUAUCAUUGAGCAGAGUAUCCAGUCGACACAAGCUCGGGGAAAGACGGUACUGAUAGGCGUGCCGCCGUGGGACUAUAACCUGGGUGUCAAUGCCGUGGAGCAUGUGAAUGCUAAGGAUUAUCAAAAAUCCCUUGAUAGCAUGAAAGAUGGAAGCGCCAUCAAGCCAGUCUUGAUUUGGAAAGCCUAG
Messenger RNA from Penicillium paradoxum, 1068 nucleotides. RefSeq names its product alcohol dehydrogenase. The record is from RefSeq and is a predicted model, not a curated record. NCBI's taxonomy places the organism in Eukaryota, Fungi, Ascomycota, Eurotiomycetes, Eurotiales, Aspergillaceae. Bases 1 to 1068 code for a protein of 355 amino acids. The transcript is spliced from 4 exons.